AUGGCUAGGAAGAAAUUGAAACUUGCUUUUAUCUCUGAUGAGAUGACAAGGAAAAGCACGUACAAGAGAAGGAAGAAGAGUAUGAUGAAGAAGGUGGAUGAACUUGCGACCCUCUGCGGGAUCUCAGUUUGUGCUAUAAUUUGUAAUCCUUUUGAUUCUGAGACAGAAGUUUGGCCAAAUCCAGAAGGAGCCAAGAAGGUGAUCGAGAGGUUUAAGAAUGCAUCUGUGCUGAACAAAAGCAGGAAUGUGAACCACGAAAGCUUCAUGCUGCAAAGGAUCGCCAAAGCCCAAAAUGAAUUGAAGAUGCUACGUCAAGACAACUAUGAGAAGGAGAUUACCUUGUCCAUGUUUCAGUUCAUGCUAGGUCAAAACCUGCCAAAUACCGUUCAAGAAAUCAAAGAAAUCCACAAAAUGAUUGACAAAAAUAUAAAACAGAUUGAGAAUAACUUGGCUGCACUCAACUCUCACUCUAUUUGA
Molecule: messenger RNA, 477 nt
Organism: Vigna angularis (adzuki bean)
Lineage: Eukaryota; Viridiplantae; Streptophyta; Magnoliopsida; Fabales; Fabaceae
Product: agamous-like MADS-box protein AGL80
Exons: 1
Coding region: 1-477 (158 amino acids)
Biological process (GO): regulation of transcription by RNA polymerase II
Molecular function (GO): RNA polymerase II cis-regulatory region sequence-specific DNA binding; protein dimerization activity; DNA-binding transcription factor activity, RNA polymerase II-specific
Source: RefSeq, a predicted model, not a curated record